CCCGCCCGGCCGACACCGAGGCCGCGGGUUCGCGGCUGAGCCCGCCCCGCACCGGCGAUGGCCGCGGCGCCGGCGGCGGGCGAGGGGCCGGACCCCGAGGAGUUCGUGUACGGCGAGGAGGAUUUCGUGCUGCAGGCGGCCGGCUGGGACGACCCGGACUCCGCGCUCUCCCGCUUCGACCGAGCGCUGCUGGCGGGCUGGAGCGACCGUAUGGAGAGGGGACUGUUCCGGUACCGGCUCGGGCCGCUGCCCACCCGCGUCCUGCCUGGCCCCGAGCGCCUCGUGGCGCAGCUGAACGAGCAGCGCAGCGCCGAGCGCCGCCCGCCGCAGCCCGUCCGCAGCCUCCGGGACCCCUUCGACCCCGGCGCCUUCAACUUCACCCGGCUGCGCCCCGCCGAGCUGCUGCUCCGCCUGCGCCGCGCCGGGGGCCCGGGGCCGCCGCCCGACCCGCUGCUGGUGGCCAUCAACGCCAGCCCGCUGGAGCGGGGACACGUCCUGCUGCUGCCGGAGCCGGCGCGGCGGCUGGGGAGGAGAUGGCACCGGGACUGAGACUGGGGCAGGGACCGGCGUGGCUUUCUCCACGGCGGGCCCCACACCAACACCGAGGCUCUGCAGGGCCAGCCAGACCCCUGGCCCAGGCCCCACACCAGCAUGGCAGAGCCGCUGGCUGCGGGCCAGGGCAGAGCCGGUGGCUGAACAGGCACAAAGGGCCCCAGCGCUGCCCACAGCGAAGGUCCCGCUCGCCUGGCCGGGAUCUCCCUCGGUGCCUCUGACCGGAGCACCGAGAUCUUUGUGCUGCCCAGAACAAUCCCGUCAUGGAGGAGGGAGGGAGGAAGGCAGAGAGGUGGCCACGGAAAGGGCUGUCACCGCGCAGAACGUGGGACCUGUCCCAGAGCGGUGGCUGGCGCACGGGCAGAGGGGCCUGGCAGGAGCCCGUGUCCCGGCAC
Myiozetetes cayanensis is the source of this 947-nucleotide messenger RNA. RefSeq names its product GDP-D-glucose phosphorylase 1-like. Bases 58 to 549 code for a protein of 163 amino acids. NCBI's taxonomy places the organism in Eukaryota, Metazoa, Chordata, Aves, Passeriformes, Tyrannidae. Gene Ontology annotation, cellular component: cytoplasm. The record is from RefSeq and is a predicted model, not a curated record. Gene Ontology annotation, molecular function: GDP-D-glucose phosphorylase activity. The transcript has a single exon. Gene Ontology annotation, biological process: glucose metabolic process.